GGAAAAUCCCGGUUGGGAUUAAUAGUUGGGUAUAGGACAAAGCCCCUGAUAGGGGUGGUCCCCAUGAUAGCUGGCGGUCGGGUCACCCUAGGGCUGGGGGUGCCUGUGACAGAGCGGUCAGUGGGGCCCCGCUAGCAGAGUCUGUGCGUGACUGAGGCAGCCUGGAUUCACCAACCGACAGUCAACACCUUGGACUUUCAGGAAAGCACAGUGGAGGGGCACAGAAAGGAAACCUCCCGAUAGCAGGACUGAGCCACAGACUUCUCUGCUGCACCUUCCCUUGGCCACUUGCAAAGCCUGCUUGGAGGGGAGGCUGGCUCGGGAACCCAGGCCUCCCAGCUGAUUUUAAAAUGUCCAUGACUUUUAAACUCUGGGGAUUUUUUGGCUGGGUGGUUCUGGGAGAGCUGCCUGGGUGGCUAAUGGGAAGCAAGAGAGGGCAGGAGGCCAGUAGUUAAGCCUGCUAAUUGCACAAAGGAUCAGACCAGGCCACUCUCACCUGACAGCAGUUUCAGGUCCCAGCAAGGAAUGAGGCUCUCUCCCAAGGCCCCUCGUAAAUUAAAGGCAUUUAGAAAUAAUAGGGAAACAAGUUAGGUUUGCCAGGAAUGGCUCCCUUAUGGCAACUCUAGGUUCAGCACACAUCUAUCAGCAUAGUGCAGGCCAUGAUUUUCAGUGCCUACAAGUGCCAGUACGAUUGGGUCCCAUCCUGUUAGGGGCUGUACAAACACACAGAUAGACACCGUCUGCCGGCAUCCAUAGAUUCUGCUCCCAGAUAGGGUCCAUGCCACAACCUGUGUCCCUUCUGAGCUGCUACUAAAGAGGAUCACAUGUAAUACCAAAUAAGUGCUGCAAUGUCUAAGCAAGAAACCAUUUGUAGUACAACCUAACCCUGCUGAAGAGUUUGGUGGACCCUAAAGAAGAACGUCAGACUGAUAUCUACCAACAGUGAGAUUAUACCACCUCUCCACCAGAGAAAGCCAGCAGUGCUGAAAGGAAUAGACCUGGGCACUUGCACAACCAAAUGGACAGUGGAUUACCUCAGCCAAACAGCAGGAACUAAAGAAGUAAAGAUUCAUGUUUCCACAGUGCCACAGAUGGACUUCCUCAGUAAGAACUUUGUAUAUAGAACAUUGCCUUUUGAUGUGUUUGUACGGAGAGCAGCUGAAGUCAAACAUAACGAGUAUUUUAUAUCUGAGGAUGAGAAAUACUACUUGCGAUCACUGGGUGAAGACCCACGAAAGGAUAUUGCAGAUAUCAGAAAGCAGUUUCCUUCAUUAGCAGAAGAUAUUCAAAUCCCAGAAUAUUUUGAAAAGGAACAGUUCUUCUCCAGUGUCUUCCGCAUCAGCUCAGCAGGACUGCAACUCUGGACACACUAUGAUAUAAUGGAUAACUUCUUAAUCCAGAUAACAGGAAAAAAAAGAGUUAUACUGUACAAUCCUCGAGAUGCACCAUAUUUGUAUUUAUCAGGCACUAAAUCAGAGGUCCUAAAUGUGGAUAACCCAGACCUGGAGAAAUAUCCCCUUUUUAUGAAAGCCAGGCGCUAUGAAUGUUCUCUUGAAGCAGGCGAUGUGUUGUUCAUUCCAGCUUUAUGGUUCCAUAAUGUAAUUUCUGAAGAAUUUGGAGUGGGAGUGAAUGUCUUUUGGAAGCAUCUUCCUUCUGAGUGCUAUGAUAAAACAGACACUUACGGAAACAAAGAUCCUACAGCUGCUUCCAGAGCUGUGCAGAUUUUGGACAGGGCUUUGAAAACACUGGAGGAACUGCCUGAGGAAUAUAGGGAUUUUUAUGCCCGGAGAAUGGUUUUACGCAUCCAAGAAAAAGCCUAUAGCACUAACUAUGAAUAAACAGUCAACAAGUCAACCAAACUCCUCUGAAAGUAGGGAGAAGUACAGAUAUGGAUACUGUACCUGAAGACACUUUGAGAAGACUUUGAUAAAAACAGUAGUGCUCAUUGUUUGUGGAUGAAUACUUAUUUCAUAGCCCAUAGAUGUUGUUUUAAUAGAUCCCAUUUCUACUAAUCCACAUGCAGUGUAGUCUGCUUGAUGCAGAUGUGGGUCUCAUCUGUACAACAGUAAGGGGUCAAUUUAAAAUUAUAUACAUUAUAUAUAUAUAUAUAUAUAUA
This is a messenger RNA of Mauremys mutica (yellowpond turtle), 2116 nucleotides long. It is a transcript of the gene TYW5, whose product is annotated as tRNA-yW synthesizing protein 5. Bases 1092 to 1838 code for a protein of 248 amino acids. NCBI's taxonomy places the organism in Eukaryota, Metazoa, Chordata, Testudines, Geoemydidae. The record is from RefSeq and is a predicted model, not a curated record. Gene Ontology annotation, biological process: wybutosine biosynthetic process. Gene Ontology annotation, molecular function: 2-oxoglutarate-dependent dioxygenase activity; tRNA binding. The transcript is spliced from 11 exons.